AUGAUAGAGGCUCAGCCGCCGCGCCGACGCCGCCGCAGUCAAGCCGAAUCUGGAGCACGCGCCGUUCACCCGCGUCUCCGUCACCACCGACAACCUGACGUCAUCUUGCGCCUGCAGCGGGCGAGCGCGCAGGGAAGCUGGAUAGAGGAGGUUGCCAUGGCAACUCGAGAACGCUCCAGUGAUGGAGACGUGACCUCAUACACACAAGGACAGAAUCCGGAGCCAAAAAUAAGAGAAUAUUUCUACUACAUCGACCAUCAGGGGCAGCUCUUUCUGGAUGAUACGAAGGUGAAGAACUUUGUCACCUGCUUCAAAGACCAGCACUUCCUAGUUUUCUUCUUCAGCCGCCUGAAAUGCAACCAGAGUGGCCGCUACCAGCAGGACUUUCCAUUCCUCUCCCUCUGCGGGCGUGAACGCAACUUCCUGCGCUGUGAAGAUCAGCCUGUGGUCUUCACGCACCUGUUAUCAGAGGCGGGGCUGGAGGAGCGACUGUCCUACUGCGGGGGCGGGACUAAAUUGACCGUUCCGUUCCGUGCGGAAUCUCUCUUCAUGCAUCCGGUCAGCGGAAGAGUUUACCACCCUGGUCCCGAACGGGGAGGGGGGGUCGGGUUGGUGUGUUCUGCUUUAGCCAUUGAGCUGAGUUCCCACUUUGAGUACGCUCCGGGUCAGGAGAGUACAGGACAGCCCACUCAUUUUCUGUGGGGAGGACAUCGACACACUUUAACGAAAGAGUUGGAGAAACUGUCCCAAAAGAUGCACGUGUGUGGUGAAUUCUAAAGAGAAUUUCAAUGUAUACAUGUAAUCAGUACUGUCAAUAAACUACAAUAGAUUGUAAAUGUACUGCUUAAAUGAAUGUCUAUUCUAUAUAUCAAGCUGAAAUAAAUGUAUAGGCUAUAGUGUGGUGAGUGAACGGACUGAUUUCUUCAUGUUUGGCAAAUCUGUCAGGUAGCCAAGCUAUGACAAAAAAGAUUUCAUUUAAUAUACAUUUUGACAGUGGUUGACUCCAGGUUAUAAAACGUUUUAUAAUUAAAGACAACAACA
Molecule: messenger RNA, 1041 nt
Organism: Triplophysa rosa
Lineage: Eukaryota; Metazoa; Chordata; Actinopteri; Cypriniformes; Nemacheilidae
Gene: lg15h8orf82
Product: linkage group 15 C8orf82 homolog
Exons: 4
Coding region: 1-777 (258 amino acids)
Source: RefSeq, a predicted model, not a curated record